CGAGAAAUUUUAAUUGAAUUGUUGCGAUCUACAAAUGAGUUUCUGUUCAAAAUAGCUCAAAAAAGGCCAAAUAUUCGGAGCAUAUUAAAAUGGAAACAAAACUUAAGCUACCUUCAGAUAAAUUAAGUAAGCUACAGGAGUCCGUUAGGAUUGGUGGGAAGGGUACAGCGCGUAGAAAAAAGAAAGUUAUUCAUAGGACUGCCCUCACAGAUGAUAAGAAACUUCAAACAUCUUUAAAAAAAUUAGCCGUUAAUACUAUUCCUGGAAUUGAGGAGGUCAACAUGAUAAAAAAUGAUGGUACAGUCAUUCAUUUUAAUAACCCAAAAGUACAAGCAUCUCUGGCUUCCAAUACAUUUGCAAUAACUGGGCAUGGGGAGACAAAAAAUUUCACUGAGCUUAUGCCAAAUAUUUUGAGUCAUAUUGGUACUGGUUUUCUUCUACCUUUAAAUGAGCAAAAACAGAAAUCUCAAAAUAAUGAAAAAGGGGAUAGUUCAGAUAAACCAACCAAAAAGAUUGAAUCAACUGGUGCUGAGGAAAUUCCAGAUCUACUUGAAAAUUUUGAUACAUAUCUUAAAAAGGAAGUCACACAAACCUAAAUAUUAUUAUAAAUUAAUUGUGUUACAAAAUCAUGCUCUUUAUACCCUUAUAGAUAUUUUGAAUAUUAUAUACAUUUACUACAAAUAUUUGAUUUUGUAUGAUACAAAAAUGGCUUU
This is a messenger RNA of Gordionus sp. m RMFG-2023, 713 nucleotides long. Its product is annotated as transcription factor BTF3 homolog 4-like. NCBI's taxonomy places the organism in Eukaryota, Metazoa, Nematomorpha, Gordioida, Chordodea, Parachordodidae. The record is from RefSeq and is a predicted model, not a curated record. Gene Ontology annotation, cellular component: nascent polypeptide-associated complex; cytosol. The transcript has 6 exons. The coding region runs from base 90 to 596 and encodes 168 amino acids.